Messenger RNA from Penicillium longicatenatum, 2067 nucleotides. RefSeq names its product fungal specific transcription factor domain-containing protein. Lineage: Eukaryota; Fungi; Ascomycota; Eurotiomycetes; Eurotiales; Aspergillaceae. Bases 1 to 2067 code for a protein of 688 amino acids. The transcript has 3 exons. Gene Ontology annotation, cellular component: nucleus. Gene Ontology annotation, molecular function: zinc ion binding; DNA binding. Gene Ontology annotation, biological process: DNA-templated transcription. The record is from RefSeq and is a predicted model, not a curated record.
AUGAGCAUUGGCGACCGGAUCGAUCAACUUGAUAAGUUGGUGCGUACCUUGGUUCAAAAAAAGGGGCAACAGACCCGACAAAUGCCGACUUUGGGCUCAGAAAUUGUGGCCAUGGAGGGUCAGAUUGAUAGCUUUUCCCAAAUUGGGUCGAGCAAGCCACCACAGAGCGGGACGGCCACCCCACUGUUCUCGGUUGACGAUGGCUCUAUGCAACUACCGAGUCAUGCGUCUCUUUCAAACGAUAAGGACCAUGAAUUGUCGGCCGGCCCAUCUACAGCAUCUUCGGAAUAUGGCAGUAUGCGUCCCCACUCCCAUGGUGCUGAGUACGUUGGGAGCGCCCAUUGGGCUGCGGUACUAGACAGCAUAUCCGAGCUCAAGGAUCAUUACGAGGAAGAGGAAGAGGCCAGGAUGCUGGGGAACAAUGACCAUAUGCCAUACCGCAGCCCGGGUCCUCUUCUAUUCUACCAGCCUGUCAACGUCACUGAGGCGGGAAUUCUUGCGUCAAUACCGGCCCGUCCCGUUGUUGAUCGCAUGAUAGCGCGCUACUUUUUUAUCCGAGACACUGCACCGCUGCCCGUACUGCAUAGUAAACAAUUCCUCGCAGAGUACGAAAGGUUCUGGCAGAGUCCAACCUCAGUCUCAUUGUUGUGGAUUGGCCUCUUAUUCAGCAUUAUGGCUCUAACAAUGCAAUAUCAACAACUGACAGAAGAUCCAGCGGACCCCGAAACCAUAUCCCGGGUUCAAAUGUUCCGUGAAAGGACAAUCAAUUGUCUUGCCUUAGGCGAGUUCACCAGGGGCAAAGACUAUGUGAUAGAGACGCUGCUUCACCACAUGACUCUCGAAGUGCUCCUAUGUAAGGACGCCGACAUUGGGGUCUGGCUUUUAUUAGGUAUAGUUGUACAGCUCGCCCUGAGCUUAGGAUAUCACCGGGAUCCCCGAAAAUUUCCCAGAAUUCUGCCAUUCCAAGCUGAAAUGAGGCGUCGCAUCUGGGCUGUUGUGGUGCAAACGGACCUGCGACUCUCAAGUCAGAUGGGAUUUCCGCGACUCUUAAAGCUACAACAAUGUGACACAGCUGAGCCCUCAAAUCUAUUGGACUCUGACUUUGAUGAGACGACAACCGAGCUACCCCCAUCAAGACCGGAGACCGAACUCACACCCACACUGUCAAUUCUCGCCAAAAAUAGGAUUGACCACAUGUCCGAGCUGGUCAGUAAUCUUCUCGCUGACACCCGGGAGCAUUCCUACUCGGAUAUCAUGGCUCUGGACAGCAAACUACAGAAAGCCGAAGGCUCUUUGCCGCCAAUCUUCAAAUGGCAGCCUCUCAGCCAGUCGCUGAUGGUGCCACCGCACAUAAUUAUGCAGCGUGUGUGGCUCCGACUUGCUAUUCCACGCUUGAAAAUCUGGCUACAUCGGAAAUAUCUUCUUUCUUCCUACGAGCAGGCAGAAUACCAAUACUCACGAAAUUCUUGUCUACAAGCUGGCAUACAGAUCCUCGAAUGCCAACAAUUACUAGACGAGGAAACACGACCGGACGGAUUGCUAUAUCAUGUCCGCUGGAUGAUGACAUCACUCAGCCAGUUUGUUUUUCUGCACGGCAUGAGCAUUCUCAGCUACUAUGUGCAAAUGUGCAAAACGCUACCCGAUAUCUCAACGGAUCGGGAAACAUACUCGAAAAUAUACACCCUGCUGCGUGACACGUAUCCCAUUUGGUUGCGCUCAAGUGCUGUAUCUCAUGAGGCCCGGCAAGCAGUGAAGCACCUUGAUAUCCUGUUAGGGCUACAAGGAAGAUCCGGAGCCCCUGUGCCACAGCUCUUCGAUGGAAAUGCUGAGCCAGAUGCUGCUACCACACAAUUUGAAUAUCCAAGCAAUAUGACACCUUUUGACCAAAUGGUCUGGGGAACUUAUCAAGAUUGUCUCAUCAAUCUCCCUUCCCCGAGGGGGUUUAGUACCGACUUGCUUAGCCAGCCGGGAGCUGGGCUGCCACGAGAAUCAGACCUGUCUAUGAUGGACUUGAGGGCGAUGAGGCAAGAUGAAAUGAGUGAAUGGACAAGCCCAGGCUUUGUAUAA